ACAGACUGCAAAGAUGCUGAGGAUCCUGCUGCUGAGUGUGCUGGCCGCUUUGGCCCUGGCUGAGCCCAAAUAUCUGGAAGAUCUGGCCCUCGAGGAGAGGGUUAUUGGUGGAGAUGUGGUAAAGCCCAACUCCUGGCCCUGGCAGAUCUCUCUCCAGUAUAUGGAGGGUGGCUCCUACUCUCUUUACUGUGGUGGGUCUCUGAUCAAACCAGGAUGGGUGAUGACGGCCGCCCACUGCGUUGAAACCUCAAGAAAUUGGCGCGUUGUCCUGGGUGAACACAACAUCACCAUCCACGAGGGUCCCGAGCAGUACCUGAACGUCAGCGAUGUGUACAUCCACCCCAACUGGGACAGCAACAGUUUGUCUUCUGGAUAUGAUAUUGCUCUUCUUCGUCUGUCCACUGAUGCCACUCUGAACUCAUGUGUGCAGCUGGCCACCCUGCCACCCUCUGGACAGGUUCUGCCCCACAAUGUUACAUGUUACAUCACCGGCUGGGGGCGCACAUCGAAUGGUGGGUCGAGCUCUGAUGUGCUGAGACAGGCCCCUCUGCCUGUGGUCGACUACAAUACCUGCUCUCGUAGCGACUUGUGGGGUAGCUACGUGAAGGAUAACAUGAUUUGUGCUGGUAACAGCACCCAAGCUGGAUGUCAUGGUGACUCUGGUGGUCCUCUAAAUUGUCUGGUCAGCGGUCAGUACGUUGUCCAUGGUGUGACCAGCUUUGGGUCAGGAGCAGGUUGUAGUACCUACAAGAAGCCAACAGUCUUCACUCGAGUGUCUGCCUACAUCGACUGGAUUAAUGGCAUCAUUGGAUAAACAGAAAAAAACAUCUUCAAUUUACAUCUACAAUGUGCAAAAGUACAACAGACUCUGCAUCUGUUCUCUGACCACUUUUUUUAAUCAUUUAAUCUAGUUUGAUUAUUAAAAAAU
Molecule: messenger RNA, 928 nt
Organism: Carassius gibelio (silver crucian carp)
Lineage: Eukaryota; Metazoa; Chordata; Actinopteri; Cypriniformes; Cyprinidae
Product: elastase-1-like
Exons: 8
Coding region: 14-814 (266 amino acids)
Biological process (GO): proteolysis
Molecular function (GO): serine-type endopeptidase activity
Source: RefSeq, a predicted model, not a curated record